Messenger RNA from Eutrema salsugineum, 894 nucleotides. Its product is annotated as putative F-box protein At3g22421. Lineage: Eukaryota; Viridiplantae; Streptophyta; Magnoliopsida; Brassicales; Brassicaceae. Gene Ontology annotation, molecular function: protein binding. The record is from RefSeq and is a predicted model, not a curated record. The transcript has a single exon.
AUGACGACGAUCUCCAACGUUCCAAGGGAAUUGGUAGGGGAGAUUUUCUCUAGAAUUCCUUUAAAAUAUAUGAGAGAAGUGCGAUCAACUUGCAGAACGUGGGAUUCAUUAUCGAAAAGUCGGAGUUUUGCAAAGAUGCAAAUUGAAAAAACAGCUUUCGCAACUAAGGAAGGGGAGUCUCGGAUGAUCAUGUUAAUGGACGACAAUCUCUAUCUAAAGAGCGUCGUCUUUGAUAAUGAUCCAUCUAUAGAGCCUAAAGGCAAACUUACUUGCCUUGACAAACAAGUCAAGAUAUCCCAAGUUUUCUACUGUGAGGGUUUAUUGUUAUGCAUCUUGAAAAACGACACUAAGAUUGUGAUUUAAUAUCCGUAUUGGGGACAAACAAGGUGGAUCAAAACAAGAUAUUUACACAAGUCACGGUACGAACAGUCUAUGGACUUGUACGUGUAUGCUCUAGGAUACGUGAAUAAGAAGAAUAGAUCUUGUCGUAGCCAUAAAAUCUUGAGGUUUACAGAUGAUGACCUAUGCCUUCUUCAAGCACCUGGAAGCAACUUCUUAUGGUAUGAAAUCUACGAUUUUGACACUGGUUUAUGGACAACUCUUAAUGUCUUCACCCCACACUGGCGUAUAUGGUUUUUUAAGCUUGGCAUGACUCUCAAGGGAAACACUUACUGGUUAGCUUCAGAAAGGAAGCCAAAAGAAGAAGACUUUGAGCAUCACAUAAUAUGUUUUGAUUUUACAAGAGAGAGAUUCGGACCGCUUCUGCAUCUGCCGUUUAGCGCUGGAGGUAAUGACCUUGUGAGUAUAUCUUGUGUCAGAAAAGAGAAUCUUGCUGUUUCAUUAAAGCACAUGGAAGCAUGGAUAUUUGAGAUAUGGAUUACUUUUAAAUCAUAA